UGUGUUGUGUGCGUCUGUUUGUUUUUUGUUCUCCUCCUCAUUUGUUUUACUCUCUCUGUACCCAUGGGGCAACAACUAACCACCCCUUUAAGCCUUACUUUAGGCCACUGGAAAGAAGUCCAAAACCGCGCGCACAAGCAGUCGAUUGACGUCAAAAAUAAGAAGUGGGUGACUUUCUGUUCCUCGGAAUGGCCGACCUUUGAGGUCGGCUGGCCGAGGGACGGGACUUUUAAUGCUAACAUUAUUUCACAGGUCAAGGCACGAGUCUUUCAACCAGGAGCCCACGGACACCCUGACCAGGUUCCCUAUAUCACCAUGUGGGAAGAUCUCUCCCAGGACCCCCCAUCCUGGGUGAAGCCUUUUGUCUCCACUCCGUUACCCCCUACCCUGAUAUCCCCUCCUGCACCGCCUCCCACCUCCUCGACCCCUCUUGUCCCCUCCCCUCCUGUGCCACCUACCUCUUCUCUCUACCCCUUGGAGGAAAUCUCAAAACUAAAACCUGCAAAACCGCCAGUACUCCCAGCACACCAGGACCUCUUACUUUUUGAUUCUCCUCCACCAUACAUUCAACCUCCUCCCCCUCAGAACUCUCCACAACGUCUAGAACAGGAUCCGUGCUCCUCUGGCCCCGACCCCGACUCCACAGGGGCGGAGAGAAAUGCACCAGCGCCUUCCCCACCCUCCAGCCGUCUGCACCUCCGCCGAGAGCACGCAGGAGGCCCUGAGGGCAUCUGGACAACACAGGCUUUUCCCCUCCGUUCAGUGGCUGGCCAGAUGCAGUACUGGCCGUUUUCUGCUUCUGAUCUCUAUAACUGGAAAACCCAUAACCCGUCUUUCUCCCAAGAUCCCCAAGCUUUGACAGGAUUGAUCGAGCCCAUCCUGUUAACCCAUCAGCCCACAUGGGACGACUGCCAGCCGCUUAUGCAGACCCUCCUCACCACCGAGGAGAAGCAGCGUGUCUACCUCGAGGCAGGCAAGAACGUCCCCGGGGCUGAUGGAAGACCAACUCAGCUGCCUAACGAAAUUGAAGAGGCCUUUCCUUUGACCCGCCCCGACUGGGACUACACCACGGUUGCCGGCAGGGAGCGACUCCGUCUCUAUCGCCAGGUUCUCCUAGCGCGUCUCAAGGGGGCAGGAAAGCGCCCCACCAAUUUGGCUAAGACGGAGUCCUCACAGCCAGCCUAUGUUUGCUUUUGAGUGGAAAGAUCCGGAGACAGGAUUCUCAGGACAGCUCACCUGGACAAGACUGCCACAAGGAUUCAAGAAUUCGCCCACCCUGUUUGAUGAAGCUCUACACCAAGACCUGGCCGACUUCCGAGUCAACCACCUGGACCUGGUCCUCCUACAAUAUGUGGACGACCUCCUCCUGGCAGCUGAAACUGAGCAGGACUGUUUGAGAGAUUCGGCGCCACUGCCUCUCUCAACCCAGCUACCCUGCUCCCGGAACCGGGAUCCGAGUCGCAGGUCAGCCACAACAGCCAUCAAGUGCUGGUUGAAGCGCACGGAACCUGAAAAGACCUGACUGACCUGCCCAUGCCAGACGCCGAAUGCACCUGGUACACGGACAGGAGCAGCUUCCUGCACCAAGACACUUUCUCUGGAUGGACAGAAGCAUUCCCCACAAAGCGGGAAACUGCCCAGGUGGUUGUCAAGAAGAUUCUGGAAGAAAUCUUCCCCCGGUUUGGCUUGCCUAAGGUAAUAGGGUCUGACAAUGGCCCUGCGUUUGUCUCCCAGGUAAGUCAGUUGGUGGCUGGAGUACUGGGGAUAGAUUGGAAAUUAAAUUGUGCCUACAGACCCCAGAGCUUAGGACAGGUAGAAAGAAUGAACAGAACAAUUAAGGAGACCUUAACUAAAUUAGCUUUGGAGACUGGCACUAGAGAUUGGGUCCAACUCCUCCCUAUGGCCCUGUUCUGGGUACAGAACACCCCCUCUUACCAUGGACUGACACCGUAGAGAUCCUCUACGGGGGACCUCCACCGAUGGCAGGUUUGCUUGAUCCUGCCACUGACUCUGUUGCCAAUACCCCUAACUUGCAGGCCCAAUUAAGAGCGCUCCAGAUCAUCCAGAACCAGGUCUGGAAGCCUCUUGCUGCAGCCUAUCGUGCCGGAGAAACAACUGUCCCACACCCCUUCCAGAUAGGUGACUCUGUGUACAUCAGGAUACAUCAGUCCAAGACUCUUGAACCUCGCUGGAAGGGCCCGUUCACUGUGCUGCUGACAACCCCCACCGCUCUCAAGGUAGACGGAAUUGCUGCCUGGGUCCACGCCUCGCACGUGAAAUGAGCACCACCUGAGGACCACAGAAACCCGGACGGACCAACCCGAUGGAAGCUUCAGCGUACCCAAAACCCGCUCAAGAUAAGACUCUUAAAAACCGCUUAAUGCUUGUAAUGCUUUUGACUUUCCCCAUCCUAACCACCCCCAACCCACUACCAGUAGGGCCAAAUCCUGUCCUAAGAGAACAGGGACCCCCCCCCUCCCGAUCAGAGCCUGCCGCCCUACCCCAAAUUAUAAGAGAUGCCACCACUCCCUCUGUCUCUCACACUGGGCUGCCUUCCCAGUCACCACUGACCACCGGGCAACGACUGUUCAAUCUCCUGUCGGGGGCCUUUCUGGCCCUAAACUGGACUAGCCCUAAUGUAACUGACUCCUGUUGGCUGUGCUUGUCUUCGAGUCCACCCUAUUAUGUAAACCACACCGAGGUCAUCAGGGAAUCUAUGGCUAAGCUUAAAGACAGGCUUAAUAAGAGACAAAGGGACCGGGAGGCCCAGCUUGGUUGGUUCGAAGGCUGGUUCAAUAGGUCCCCAUGGAUGACUACUUUAAUCUCCACAAUAAUGGGCCCCUUGCUUAUCUUGCUUCUGCUCCUGACCUUAGGCCCAUGUAUCCUUAAUAGGUUGCUUCAGUUUGUUCAUGAAAGGCUGUCCAUUGUUCAGGCCCUAGUGUUAACCCAGCAAUACCAGGCCCUCAAAACUACCGAGAUACCAUAGAUUUUAAGAUUAAAAUCAGUACAAAAGAAAAGGAGGGAAUGAAAAACCUGAGGGACCCUUACUCCGGUGUUUGGUGUGCUUUGUGACAAGUGUGGCUAAGAGCUAACUGCAGAUCUUUUGCUUCUGUACACAUUAGCUUUGCUGGCUAACGCCUAAGGAUAAAUCUUGUAACAUUUUAGAAACUGGGGUUUGAAAAGCCCCCACAUGGAAACAAGCGCCAGAUGUCCCUUCCCCCCAAGAUUAGCUAACACACUCUAAGUUUCGAGUUCCAGAGAGUUUCUGUUCUCCAAAUGUUUGCUUCCCCCAGAAAAGAAACUAAUUGUAACUCCCGCCCUGGGCAGCCUCUCCCCAUCUAAAGGACCCAAUGAGUACUCAUGGCAACCUUUAAACUAG
Molecule: messenger RNA, 3379 nt
Organism: Lepus europaeus (European hare)
Lineage: Eukaryota; Metazoa; Chordata; Mammalia; Lagomorpha; Leporidae
Product: coiled-coil domain-containing protein 86-like
Exons: 4
Coding region: 64-1197 (377 amino acids)
Biological process (GO): virion assembly
Source: RefSeq, a predicted model, not a curated record